This is a messenger RNA of Callorhinchus milii (elephant shark), 3148 nucleotides long. Its product is annotated as membrane protein FAM174B. NCBI's taxonomy places the organism in Eukaryota, Metazoa, Chordata, Chondrichthyes, Chimaeriformes, Callorhinchidae. The record is from RefSeq and is a predicted model, not a curated record. The transcript has 4 exons. Bases 1 to 540 code for a protein of 179 amino acids.
AUGAAGAACCGACACUCGGGGUCUGGGUCGCGGAGGUCCCGGGAGGUCGCCGGGUCUGAGGUAAGAAACCGUUUGACGCGGCGCCGAGGGCCGGAGAGCGACCGGGACCGGGACCGGGAGGCGGCGGCGAUGAUGAUGAUGGCGGCGGCGACGGAACCCAAACUCGCGUUUGGCGCGGCGUCGUCGAGCCCUCCGUCCCCGGCGCUGCUUAACGGCACCGCCGCCGUGUCGCCCGCCGCCGCCGCCGCCGCCGCCACCACCACCAACGCGACGGCCUCCAGCCCCAGUCUGGGCUCCAUCAGCUCCAUCCUCCACGACCUGUCCGCCCUCAAAGCCGCCGUGGCCACGGUGUGCGGCGCCGCUUUCCUCCUCAUCCUCUGCCUACUCGCCAGAGUCAUCAGAUCUGGAAGAAAACUCCGGAAAACACGGAAGUAUGAUAUUAUUACAACUCCGGCAGAGAAAGUGGAAAUGGCACCAUUGAAUGAAGAUAUUGAUGAUGAUGAAGAUGCAACAGUAUUUGAUGUAAAAUAUAGCAGGUGAAGAUGUUUAUCAAAUGACUCUUGUUACAUGGAUGGCCCAUCACACUGCGCCAACCAGCUGGCUACUUUACCUUCUGGACAAAACUGGUUUGACAUCUCAGCUCUAUAGUAGUGUUCUAGGCAGUUUCUUAAAUAGAAUAAGCACACAAGGUGGAAAGCAAGAUUUAGUGAUUUUUGUAGUAUUACCAGAGAUUUUUUCCUGUGGAUUUUUGUAUAAAAGUUAUGUUAAGCAUCGGAGGGUUUACCACACAGUGUGUGUUUGACGUACAUCUGAUUUAUUUGUAUGAAACUAUGUGUAGGGGGUCUACAGUAGCAUAUCUGCACUACAAGGUUAAUGGUUGGAAUUUGAAACCUGAAUGGCAAACACUACAUAGUAGGUAGUUAUAUUGUAUCAACUAAUGUGAAGUCAUUUUGUUUUUGUUUUUGUACAAAAGCCUCAGUGUUUUUGAUGCCAAUAAGAUACGUAUGGUCUACUUUUAAAAUGACCAUUCAGUAGUUUACAUACAUGCAUAGAGACAUACAGUUGUCACUGAUGUUACCUGUUCAAAUUUCCUUCAUACACGAACAUGGUAUGGAACCAUGAAUCGAUUGCACGUUAUUUACAAUUUCAACAUAAAUACAUAGUUUGAGCAACUAUGUUGUUAAGAGAAUGUUUCAAUAUGCUAAAUUAAUAUAGACUGCUUCCAAUGUAAAAAUGCCUAAAAAACUAGUUGAGUUUGUUGGACAUUAUCAGCUCAAUGUAGUGCACUGAUUUCAAUUUCCAAUUUGGAAACUGCAGUAGAUACUGGGAGCUCAGUACUCAGAACAGUGCAAAAAGCACCAGAAUCAUUGACACUCUCCAUCACAAAUUGGCCGAGAGUGUGUGUUGGAAAAAACACUGUCUGAGACAAUAACAAGAGAGGUUUGAUGAAGAAUGCAUUUGUUCCAUUUGAUUUCCUUCUGCCUGACGACCUUAUCAAUUCGCCACUUAGAAUCAGGAACCUUCUAUAAUCUUUGGCAUUUUUAGACUUCCUCAGGAAAUAAAAGUAAGAAAAGAUUCCAGAAUUUGAAUACAGGAGUAAAUCUUUGUCUUGAAAAGAGCAAUUUCUAAGCAAACUUUGAGGUUUCCUUUUUAGCAGCUUGGUAUCACACUUCAUCAUAAAAUGUGAUAUAUACAUUGAUGAGAGUACUGCCAAAUUUACACUCCAGGAUUUCAUUAUGCAGGUCAUGUCAGUUUACACUGGAAUUCCUACAUUGUCUUUCAAUUUCAAUAAAGAGGCCAUAUAUUUUAUUAACACUACUGCAUGAGGAAAUAUUUAGUUUCACAUCUUCAGUGCCAAAAACAGGCAAGGAAGAAGCAACUUUUUAUUGCACUCAACAAAUGUUGUUAAGCUUAGUUUCUGCUCAAUAAAAUAAUCAGAAUUGGUGAGUAUAAUACCCAAUGAUCUAGAGAAAAUUACCAUAAAAUGUUUCACAAAACAAAAUGAGAAAUUGGUUAAAUGUAAUGGUUGAAUAUAUUUUCAUUUCAAUGACAUUUUUCAUGAAAUUUGAUUCAUUUCAAGUGCAGAAUGUUACAGUAGAAUUAUUAGAGGUUCAGAAGGGAGUGGACAUGAUUGUAUAUUUCAGAUGUUGUAAUUGGCUGCUUGUGAAAAUUGAGCUUCUACUGUACCUGUUUACAAUGAUUUUGUGAAAAUGUAUUAUGGUGAAAGGUUCAGCACUACAACCAAUGUAAGCAAAAUGGUGGUUUAUUAAGGUAUCGCAUAGGAGUCAAGCUGCUGCUUCAAAAAAAUUGCUCUAUAAUCAGCCUUUCUUCCCACACCCAUUAUGUAAAAAAAAUUUACAAAUGGUCAUGUGUAUGUACUCAAAUUUGCUCUGAUUGAAAAUCAAAUUAACCCUUAAAAUGUUGGAUUAUUCCCUGUUGUUAGAUUUGAAUUCAAUUCCUAUCUGAUAGUGUGAUUAUAUUGUAUUGGCCCUCAUCUUCUAUGGGGCAGGAAGAAAAUUUGAUCGUUAAAUCAAAGAGCUUAACCAAAAUACAAUGGUUUUCAUUUAAAAGGCAUAUUCCACCCUCAAUUUCUGACCCUUUAAAAAGGUUUAAUUUUUAACCUAUAAAAGCCCACUGAAUAUGCUCACUGAUCCCAGCACUGCCUGGAAUGACCCUUGUUUAAUGAAGGGUUACCUGACCCUAAUUCUUCUGACAUGAUGUACUUGGGAUGAAAAUAUAGUAUCAGCUUGACCCAAGAACUAUGGCCAAUUGCCUUUGGAUAAUUUUAAUGGCUGACCUGCAGAAUAUUAGCCAAGUGCUCGUUAGCUGGACUGCAAUGUAGAUAGAUGUGUGGUGUAAUGACUUAGUUUUAAGAAGCAAUUAUAGAUUAUAUCCCCAUAAUAUUUAAUAGAAAAGGGAUUCACUGGAGUAACUGGAUGGCACAUUUGCUAGAUGAGCCAAAGGAGUAUCUAAAACUUUUAUUUUAUUGGGAGUUUUUUUAAAUUAAUGUAUGAUAUUUGUGAGAUGUUGUGAAGGAAUGUAGUGAUGAUUGAAAGAUAUUCUGCAAAAGAAAAAUGGUAAACGCUGUUUGUCAACUGGAAUCAUGAAUUAUACAGCACAGAAGGAGGCCAUUCGGCCCAUCGUGUCU